This is a messenger RNA of Cuculus canorus (common cuckoo), 2823 nucleotides long. RefSeq names its product tetratricopeptide repeat domain 32 (gene TTC32). The transcript has 3 exons. Gene Ontology annotation, molecular function: protein binding. Lineage: Eukaryota; Metazoa; Chordata; Aves; Cuculiformes; Cuculidae. The record is from RefSeq and is a predicted model, not a curated record. Bases 95 to 484 code for a protein of 129 amino acids.
CCGCGGUGCCGUGAGGUCCCGCCUCUGUCUCCUCCCCGCGCUCGGUGCGGGGCCCGCGGGGGGACUGUGCGCGCCGCCUCCGCCCGGGGCCGCCAUGGAGCCCGAGGCGCUGCUGGAGGCCGCGCGGGCCGAGCUGGGGGCGCGGCGGCUGCGGGCGGCCGAGGAGCUGUACGGGCGGCUGCUGGCCCGGGGCGCGGGCGCUCAGCUCCGCGCCACGGCGCUCAACGACCGCGGGCUGUGCCGGUACCUGCGCGUGGAGUUCGCCGCCGCCCUGCAGGACUACACGGCCGCCAUCGAGUGCCAGCCCGGCUUCGAGGUGCCCUACUACAACCGGGGGCUGGUGCUCUACCGGCUCGGAUGCUUUGAUGAAGCCAUGAAAGAUUUCAGGAAAGUAUUAGAGUUAAAUCCCCAGUUUGAAGACGCCGCCUUGAGUCUCAAGCAGGCUGUUCUUGACAAAGAAGAAAAACAAAAGCGGGGUUAUUGAAAACAUGGCUAGUGGUGUGAAAAUGUUUUUCUAAACGUGUGACUUUGGUCGUUGAUGGAUGGAAUGAGAUCAUGGAUAUUUGUUAGGACCUACUGAAGAAACCUCGUUCUUAGGUAAAUAAGUUAAAAUGGAUUAUGACUGAAGAAUAAAUUAUUUUUGGAUAUUUUUAGUGUUGAGAAAAAGUAUUAUGUUAGAUCUGUGCAAGAUGCUUUUACAGAUUUUGUACAGAAGGACUUCGUAAAGGUGUUGGAAGCUCAGUAACGGCUAACGAAGCCUGUAGUCCCCUUAUUAAAACUGCUUCUGUACUCUUGCAUGCAUUGUUUUAAAGUCGUGGGGAAGAAAAACUAUACAAAGCAUUUCAAUUCUUAAGAUUGGAGGUUGUGAGAGAAGAGCAGUGAUAUAAUACUGAUGGUGUUUGUCUCCAUUUUAAGUACGCGUUUGAUUUAUGCUAAAAGUGCAGUUGUUAAUUCUGAGGUUUUGUCCUUGAUGCUACGUAACUGAUUUUCUUUUCAGUACAGAGUGUUUCUGUAUUCAGAAACACUUAAUGAAACCCAGAAGAUGUUUUCAGGUAACGCCAGCUGUGCCUUGCAGGAGGAGCGUGGUAUAAGCAUUUAGUCCAUCAUGAGUUCAUUCACUCCUGGGGGCAGUUUAACACGACGUAAUCAAGUAGGAACAGAGCAUACCUAUUUUUUGUAAUUGUGUUGUGAAAGCAUUGGGCAGAUUAAUAAUUGAAUUAAUGAAUGUUUUCUCAUGAUUAUAAAGAUCUUGUGGUAGUGAAGGUAGUGGAGCUAUUCAGAGCAGGGGCUGUGGCUUUCUCCUUUUUAUUGAAACACACCAGGUGAAAUCUGUCUGAUGGAAGCUUCAUUUCUCCCCUGAAAGGAGGGACCGGUGCCGAUAUCUAUAAAUCAUCAAUAAGAAACACCCUUGCUCGUUCAUAGCAAUACAAGUUUAAUAAAGAUUGUCUGCGUGAGCAUUACAUUAUUUUUUUAAAAUAAAUGAUGCUAAGGAGGGUUCUGCUUCUGGUUGAGUUUCUUCAUGGAUGAUCCUCAGGCUGCACAAGUGCAGGGCUCGCUGAAAGUGGUGGAACCCUUUCGGGUAAGUGAUGAGAACAGGCUUGAGCCUCUGAAUAUCUUCUCUAGGAGCCUUCCUGAGAUCACUUUUAGAUUUGGGAUAAAACUGCGACAGCUUCAUUGAGCAAAUCUGGAGCACGGGGCUGAGCAAAUGCUGCGUAUACCUCUUACGCUCCAUGACGCUUCGCAGCAGCGAUUUUGAAGUUCUAUAAAUACAAUGCAUGAUAGCAGAAUGCAGCCAUAUACAGUUUGGAAAGCAGACUGUCAUGUAACUGACCUUUUUUUUUCCCAAAAGUGUAAGUUUUUACUUUUUUGGAUAUAUUAAGCACGUGCUUUGCUUCCAUUUUUUUUUCUCCCAGAAGAAAAAGGCUUCUCAAGCACUGGAAGUGCUGCCCAGGGAGGUGGUGGAGUCCCCAUCCCUGGAGGAGUUUAAAAGGCGAGUAGAAGAGGUGCUCAGGGAUCUUGUUUAGUAGUAGACAGACAUAGUUGGACUUGAUGAUCUCAGAGGUCUUUUCUAACAUAGUGAUUGUAUGAUACUGAUAACACUGAAUUUAAGGACUUGGCAUAUUUCACACCACCUCAGUCUCAAAAACUGAUCAAUCACACUGACUCUUUGUUGAUGGUGAGAAGGUGAGCUAGAACUAAACAUGUUCCUGACUUAUCAUGCCAAGAAAAUUAAAGACGUGAGCAGUUGAACACCGCCUGUGAAUUUUUUCUUGAGAGAUCACAUCUAUUUCUGCACAGAAACUGUUUAGCCAGCAAGAUACGGACAAAAAAAAAAAUACAAACAGCAAAUAAGUAUUCUAGAAAACAAAGCUUGUGUUGCUUUGUGGAUGUUGCUCAGUUGGUUAUGAUGCAUCCAUUGUUGGCACAGAAAUAUUUCACUGGUCUGGGAGCAGUUUUAUAGCAGAUUCUCCAGUCUUUCCUUCUCUCUGCCGUAAAAGCAUGAACUGUCACAGGGCAUUUUGGCUUAAAUUGGAAUUCUUUCAGGGUAAUUUUGACCAGUAAGGUUCUCGCACACAUUUUCUCCUUUCACGUGCAUGAGUCACUCACUUCUUUGGCUUUACAUCACAAGACUAAUCGGCAUUUUCGGUCUGAAAUUAUGAAAUAGUAUUGUGUACUGUUCUUUUGCUCAGGACUGUUGAAAGGCUAUAAACCACCAUUAUCACUAUAAAUCCCCCCCCAGGCUUGAAGAGGAGGAUGUGUCAAAUAACUUCCCUUGUCCUGCGAUUUUCCUGUUCAUAAUCCUUUCAAGAAUUAAAAGUCUAA